AUGUCUUCCCGUACAAGAUGCGACUGGGAUUUUUCAUCUCAUCGCAUCGAAUACAAAAUCAUGUCUGAGCCCGAAUAUAAGCCUGUGCAUGUGGACCAGCCUAUCCCGACCACAUUUGACCUCGGAAACCUUGCUGCGUUCGACCCCAAUCCCCUUGAUAAUGAGCAAUUGAAAACGAACAAGGAACAGUAUUUGCAGUCCGUCACUAGAGACAAUGUUCAGCUUCUCGUGAACCAGAUUCUCUCGCUUCCUAUGAAGACCACUACCGACACACAUGGCUCGUCUACUGGCCAAGACUCAACCAUGACGCUUGCACAGCUUCCAGAACCUACAACGAUGCUUCCUCGAGAAAAGCCAAUUCCCAAACCAAAACCACCUACGAAAUGGGAACAAUUUGCAGCCAAGAAGGGCAUUAAGGCCAAGGCCAAGGACGGAAAGAUGGUGUACGAUGAAGCCACGGGCCAAUGGGUGCCCAAGUGGGGAUACAAGGGAAAGAACAAGGAGUUGGACGACCAAUGGCUUGUGGAGGUUGAAGACGAGCCCAAAAAUCAAGGCGAUGAACUCAUUGAUCCACGUACGUUGAAUCGUGCUGAGAGAAAGAAGCUCGUCAAGAAGAAUGAGUUGCAGCACAAGAGAAAUCUUCAGGGAAGAUGA
Meyerozyma guilliermondii ATCC 6260 is the source of this 654-nucleotide messenger RNA. RefSeq names its product Rrs1p (gene RRS1). The transcript has a single exon. Gene Ontology annotation, molecular function: protein binding. The record is from RefSeq and is a predicted model, not a curated record. Lineage: Eukaryota; Fungi; Ascomycota; Pichiomycetes; Serinales; Debaryomycetaceae. Bases 1 to 654 code for a protein of 217 amino acids. Gene Ontology annotation, biological process: ribosome biogenesis; ribosomal large subunit export from nucleus; endonucleolytic cleavage in ITS1 to separate SSU-rRNA from 5.8S rRNA and LSU-rRNA from tricistronic rRNA transcript (SSU-rRNA, 5.8S rRNA, LSU-rRNA). Gene Ontology annotation, cellular component: nucleus; nucleolus; preribosome, large subunit precursor.